Molecule: messenger RNA, 618 nt
Organism: Penicillium angulare
Lineage: Eukaryota; Fungi; Ascomycota; Eurotiomycetes; Eurotiales; Aspergillaceae
Exons: 1
Coding region: 1-618 (205 amino acids)
Source: RefSeq, a predicted model, not a curated record
AUGGCAGCUUCAUAUCCGAGCCCCGCGAUUCUACUUAAACUACUGAGUGGUCCGACAUGGUCCUUAACCCGCAACCUCCGCAGCACAAACAAGAACGAGAUCAAUGGCCAGCUGCUCGGCACCGCCACUUUUACCAAACUUGUUGCCAGCGAUGAAGUCCAGGAUUGGCUGUACACCGAGAGUGGUCAAUUCCCCACCUCGUCAGCACUUCCACCUGCAUUAGCAGGAAUGGCAAGUGCAACAUGGUCGAAAAAGUACAUUUGGCGAUUGAGCAAUGCGCCAUCUGAACUGAGCGCAUGGUUUGUGAAAGUCGGAUCUGCCAAUGAGGCCGACUACCUAUUUCACAAAUUCGAUUUUGGAUCCGAUGCGAACAUUUCAAUCAACAGCGCCGAGCAAUACGCUGCACCUGUUCCUAUUCUCCCAGAGGGUAUUCAGAGUGAUCAGACACGUGUUCUCCAGGCACGUGGGGAUCACCUGUGCAUCAAUGAUAUGUAUCGAACUUCAUAUGCAUUUCGCUUUCAUCGAGACACGAAUGAACUACUGAGCUGGUCGAGUCUUCAUGUGGUGCGUGGACCAGCAAAAAGUCAAGAAAUCACGAAUCACUAUAUCCCGCAAUGA